GCUUUUGCCGAAAUAGGCAGCCAUAAACAAGAAAGCAAAGACCUUUCCUUUGCCAUCUCCCAUUUGACGACCGGAGCCCCACAUAAGCGCCAGUCUAUAAGGAGAUCGGCACAAGCAGCCAAAAACAAUCAAUACCCACAAAACCAUUCUUCCAUUUUACCUCAAUUUUCAUUUUCCGGCGACAAUGGCAGCUCAUUUCUCAUCUAUCUCUACCGCUUCCCGCUCUUCCUUCUCUCCUAAUCGCUCUAUUCCUCCUCAUCGCUGGCAUCGGACCUUAUUCAACUUCAAUUUUUUCAAUGAGUUCCAAACCCCAAAGAUUUUAUCUGUCCGAACCCAAUACCCAAGUUCAGAACCUAGAAAUUCCUCGAUUGUAUCCAAGGCCAAUGGACUUGAAGCUGGAUGUGGGUCCGAGGAAGGGAAAGAUUCUUCCUCCACUUCUUCAGUCAUUGAUUUUCUCACCUUGUGUCAUAGCCUUAAGAGUACAAAAAGGAAGGGGUGGGUCAAUCAUAAGAUAGUGGGUCCUGAAUCCAUUGCUGAUCACAUGUAUCGAAUGGCAUUGAUGGCCUUGAUUGUUGAGGACCUUCCUGGUGUCAAUAGAGAAAGGUGCAUCAAGAUAGCAAUUGUGCAUGAUAUUGCUGAAGCUAUUGUUGGAGAUAUAACCCCUAAUGAUGGUGUGCCUAAAGCGGAAAAGAGCAGAAUGGAGCAAGAAGCUUUAGAUGAGAUGUGCACAAUUCUUGGUGGAGGGCUAAGAGCUGAAGAGAUCAAGGAACUUUGGACUGAGUAUGAAACUAAUUCCACCUUGGAAGCUAAUCUUGUCAAAGACUUUGACAAAGUUGAAAUGAUUCUACAAGCAUUAGAGUAUGAAAAGGAACAUGGGAAGGUGCUGGAUGAAUUUUUCAUUUCAACUGCAGGGAAAAUUCAAACUGAAAUAGGCAAGAGGUGGGCUGCAGAGAUUCAUUCUAGGAGAAAUUCGAAGUUAGGAAACAAGCCAUAACCGAACAUCUAAUUUAUUGAAGCCUGAGGUUAACUUUUGCAUUUUAAAUUGCUUCCAAAUAGAAUUUUCAUUAUGUCUCUCUUUGCUUGGACAUAGAAGGAUUACAUUUAUUUUAGUCUGAGUAUGCUGAAAUCAUAGGAAGGAGUUCUAGCUCUAAUUUGAUAGUUAAGUGUACUGUAACAUAUUUUGCUAUAUAAUUUAUUACACUUUAGAAUAGUUUUUCGGUAUUUGUAACUUUUAUUUUCGACACUAAAUGAAUGUUUUAAGUCAUUUUAAAUGAUCAAUAUAAUGUUUUACAAGACAA
Impatiens glandulifera is the source of this 1298-nucleotide messenger RNA. RefSeq names its product 5'-deoxynucleotidase HDDC2-like. The transcript is spliced from 8 exons. Lineage: Eukaryota; Viridiplantae; Streptophyta; Magnoliopsida; Ericales; Balsaminaceae. The record is from RefSeq and is a predicted model, not a curated record. The coding region runs from base 185 to 994 and encodes 269 amino acids. Gene Ontology annotation, molecular function: 5'-deoxynucleotidase activity. Gene Ontology annotation, cellular component: cytoplasm.